Cadophora gregata is the source of this 759-nucleotide messenger RNA. RefSeq lists its product as uncharacterized. Bases 1 to 759 code for a protein of 252 amino acids. Gene Ontology annotation, biological process: regulation of DNA-templated transcription. Gene Ontology annotation, molecular function: DNA-binding transcription factor activity. The record is from RefSeq and is a predicted model, not a curated record. NCBI's taxonomy places the organism in Eukaryota, Fungi, Ascomycota, Leotiomycetes, Helotiales, Ploettnerulaceae. The transcript is spliced from 4 exons.
AUGGAAAAGGUUCGUCGUGGCUGUCAUAUUGAGUCUAAACCCUUUUGGAAGCAGUGCCUACGCUGCUAUUUAGAUUCAUCCCACUCAUACUCCACUCUCCUUGAAGUGGACUCUCAGAUCUAUGAGAACGAACCCGCUAAAGAUUCCGCUCAACAGCAAUCAACGAGCGACAUCCCCAUCAUCACAAUUGACGAUCCUGAUCAGAAUCGAACCGUUCAUUACGAAUCCUCCUCAACCGAAACAGAGAUGUCUUCUUCCCACCGUUCCUCUCACCACUCCUCCUCCUCAAAGUCAAAGCAUGCAUCUUCGAGGUCUAAAUCCAAGAAGGACGACUGGUCAGAGAUCACCGAUCCUGAAGAGAGAAGACGCGUUCAGAAUCGAAUUGCGCAAAGAAAGUUCCGAGACAAGGCCAAAGAAGCAAAGGAACGCCAGGAAAGAGAUGCCGAGAACCAAGCUCACGCCGGACACUCCUACAAUACCCCCGACCCCGGUGAAAUGGGAACGGACGAUGAAUUGUCCGGUCUUCCCUGGGGCUCGUUGUCAUUGAAGCAUGUGGUCUCGAAGGGCAGAGCAAAAGAAGAGCAAUCGAGGAGGGGUUCCAGAACACAUGAAGGUCGAAGUCAUUACGAUAGUCAGGGACCAAUGUACGAUCAGAGAGACGGAUAUUACGAAGUAGACUCAACGUAUUACGAAGAUCCAGAUAGAUCAUAUUAUGAUUAUGGAAGUGGAGGAAGUGGCCAUGGAGGUAGCUCUCAUUGA